AAGACAUAAUCUGGCUUUAUCUAUCUUCCAAAGCUAGUUUUGUUUUAAGCAAAAUAAGUUGUGGUUUCUGAUUGAAAAACCUAUUGCAGAUCACUAGUGUGCAAAAUAUGCCAUCAGAUAAUCCAUAUUAAACUGUUCGUGUCAGCCGAUGAAUGACAAUGACCAGGUGCACUGAGCAUAACUGCAGCACCGGAGGGCAGUGCUUUGCCCAAACAGUUAGCAAGUCAUGUCUCCUGUGUAUGUGUGUGUCAGCUGCUUAUGACGGAAAUACAUUUUGGAUUUAACCCUAACCAGCAACGGCUUCUCCAUCCUUUUACUAUCAACCCAAACUACCCUACCUAGUAGAGUCCAUGCGCACGUGUGGUGCUUUGUCCCAGACUGUGCAGCACAAACACACUCAUGGAUUCUGGACCUCGACGUUCUCCGCUACUCUUUCUAGGAGUAGUCAUGAUUUCUGCUGCAGCGUGUGCGGUAAACCUUGAGGGAGAACUUUUUAAGGAUUUGAUGAAGGGCUACAACAAGAAUGUCCAACCAAAUGAGAAAAAUGGAAAUGUCACCCAAGUCUCCAUCAAGAUGACUCUCACCAACCUCAUCUCUCUGAAUGAAAAAGAGGAGGCCCUGACAACCAGCGUGUGGAUAGAAAUGGUAUGGUGUGACUACAGACUGAGGUGGGACGAACCACCAAGAUCAGCUUUGUAUGGGAAUAUAACAUCUGAACUACGGGUUCCCUCCAAAAAGAUCUGGCUGCCUGACGUCAUAUUAGAAAACAAUGUGGAUGGACAAUUUGAGAUAGCAUAUUACUGUAACGCACUAGUGUCUCCGAAUGGCUGCGUGUACUGGCUGCCUCCUGCCAUCUACCGUAGUGCCUGUGCCAUCACAGUCAACUAUUUUCCCUUUGACUGGCAAAACUGUACUAUGAUCUUCCGCUCCCAGACCUACAGUGCCAAUGAGAUUGAACUGAAACUCCAACAAAAGGAUAACUAUACACUGGAGUGGGUGGAAAUUGAUAAAGAGGCUUUUACAGAGAACGGCGAGUGGGCGAUCAGACACAGACCUGCCAAGAAGGUGAUCAACACUUGGUACACUAAAGAUGACCUGGAGUAUCAGCAGAUAGUUUUCUUCCUCAUCAUCCAGAGAAAGCCUGUUUUCUACAUCAUCAACAUUAUUGCUCCCUGUGUCCUCUUCUCCUCUCUUGGCCUGCUGGUUUACUUUUUACCUGCCAAAGCUGGUGGUCAGAAGUGCAACAUGGCUAUUUAUUCACUUCUGGGCCAGACUGUGUUCCUCUUCCUGAUCGCUAAGAAAGUUCCAGAGACUUCAAAAGCAGUGCCUCUUAUUGGAAAAUAUCUGAUGUUUGUGAUGUCAGUGACCACUAUUGUAAUAAUAAACUGUGUGAUUGUCCUCAACGUGUCAUUAAGAACUCCGAACACUCACAAAAUGACAGACAAAGUUCGUAAGAUCUUCCUGAAUGUGUUGCCUCAGCUGCUCAGGAUGAGGAUGAAACCCUGGACACCAAACAGUGAUAAAACCUCUGAAACUACUGAUGGAAGAACUCUUUGCACAGACAAAAUCCACUGCCGGCGCCGCAGCUCCAUCACACUUAUCGCUAAAGCAGAGGAAUAUUUAGCUACGGUGGCUCGAUCGGAGCUGAUGUUUAAAAACCUCAAAGAGAGGAACGGAUUGAUGAAGUCAGUGUUAGAAACUCUUUAUGGUGGACUGAAAGGAGGCACAGCUGAACAGCUCAGCGUCAGUUUGGCGCAGGCCUCACCAGAGCUGAGGCAGUGUGUGGCCUCCUGUAAACACAUAGCAGAGACUGCAAGACAGCAGAACAACUUCCAGAGUGAAAAUGAAGAAUGGUUCCUGGUUGCCCGUGUGAUUGACAGAGUCUGCUUUAUUGUCAUGGCAUUAGUGUUUUUCAUCGGCACGACCGGCAUCUUCCUGAUGGGCCAUUUCAACCAGCCCCCCUCCUCGCCGUUUGAUGGGGAUCCAAAGGAGUAUCUCCCCCCAUUAGAGAAUCACAGAGAUGCGACUGAAAACGGAAUAGGAGCAAACCUCCUGAGCUGAACCAGGAAAAAGUAUUUUAAUUUAAUCUGACCACCGAACAUGACAAUCUGAUGGUGUUUGUUACAGGUUCAUCACAAACAUCUCUGGCACAAAGAAUCUAGAGGGUGAUGUUAUCAGUCAGUUGUGGUUCUGUGGAUUAUAACACGGGCCAGAAAACUUAACUAUGUGGAUACAUUUUCAUGUAAGCUAUAAAUGACUAUUAAAGCCAUACAGUGCCUUUGCAACAUUUUUAUUGUUGCAGCAGAGUUGUUGAAAUUCAGUUUGCUUUACACUCUAAAUAAUAAUAAUUAUCUUUAUUGGUCAUUGCACAUUACAAUGAAAUUUGUCCUCUGCAUUUAACCCAUCCCUUAUAGGGAGCAGAGGGCUGCCAUUGUGUGGCACCUGGGGAGCAUUCUGGGG
Molecule: messenger RNA, 2460 nt
Organism: Girardinichthys multiradiatus
Lineage: Eukaryota; Metazoa; Chordata; Actinopteri; Cyprinodontiformes; Goodeidae
Gene: chrng
Product: cholinergic receptor, nicotinic, gamma
Exons: 12
Coding region: 400-2061 (553 amino acids)
Biological process (GO): nervous system process; signal transduction; monoatomic ion transmembrane transport
Cellular component (GO): postsynaptic membrane; neuron projection; synapse
Molecular function (GO): acetylcholine-gated monoatomic cation-selective channel activity; transmembrane signaling receptor activity
Source: RefSeq, a predicted model, not a curated record